This is a messenger RNA of Alternaria arborescens, 813 nucleotides long. RefSeq lists its product as hypothetical. The transcript has a single exon. Bases 1 to 813 code for a protein of 270 amino acids. Lineage: Eukaryota; Fungi; Ascomycota; Dothideomycetes; Pleosporales; Pleosporaceae. The record is from RefSeq and is a predicted model, not a curated record.
AUGUGCGACAUAGUCAUUGACCGAGUUCACGAGGAGCUACAUCACCCCCAGUAUUGCCUAAGACACUCCAUAACUAGUAUGAAGGCGGCGUUCAAGCUUUUGGAUAUUAGUCCUGCGUUCUUGAACCUCCUUUCGAAAUAUGAGAAGAAGGGUUUCGAGUUCUUCGCCGAAGUUUGGGUUACGACAAUUGAAGACACACUGGAGUUGCUGAAGACGUCCGGAAUCGGUAGUUGGCGCCACCAAGUCAAGCAUAUGCUAAUCGAGAAGCUGGAGUCUGAUGGGGCAUCCGAAGCGAGCAAGAACAACACAGCCGCAAUCUGCCCACAAUACCGUCAUCGUCAAGGCUCAGAGGUAAGAUGCUGCAAGUCCAAAGUACCCGAAACGCUGACGGUGGUUGCCAGCGCUAUGCAAGAGCUACCCAGUCUACCACCAACACCCAAGAAGCAAGUCGAGCCUUCCAAGUGCCAGCAAUCAUCUAAGAAUUUCAAGCAAAGGAGGCUACGGACCGUUAAGGUAGCCUUCGAAAAAAUCGAACGUAGAGCUAGAGAGGCGAGUGAGGGUGUACAUUCUGAGUCGAACGACGAACGACCCAGGUCAAGGUUCCAGAAAUCUCAACUAGAGCUUCAUGACAACUGGAAUGAGUACAAGGGCAUCUGUGAUACCGAAAUCUUGUCAGAAGAUGAAGACUGUAACGCGGUCGUUGUUCGUCUUCCUGAGGUGUACAGCAAGGCUCGUGAUUUCUUCCGAAGCAGCACUGGAAGUUAUGGAGAACCAUAUAAACAUGCCCAUGUUUUAUCUGGCGCGAAGCAAUGA